This is a messenger RNA of Fusarium mangiferae, 1416 nucleotides long. RefSeq lists its product as uncharacterized. The coding region runs from base 1 to 1416 and encodes 471 amino acids. The record is from RefSeq and is a predicted model, not a curated record. NCBI's taxonomy places the organism in Eukaryota, Fungi, Ascomycota, Sordariomycetes, Hypocreales, Nectriaceae. The transcript has 11 exons.
AUGCUACUAUGUAUCAAACAAGCAGACCAGAAUGGAGCGAGUGGUCUAGGUGGAUAUGGAAUCCAGACUACCAGCAAUAUUAUCGCCAAAGAUCGCAUAGGCAACUCUGAUAUCCAAUGGCAGAGCGAGUAUGAGUCUGCUCAGAAUAGAGAGGUCCCCCGAACUCCUGUGCAAGUCCCUGCACAAGUUCAACAGAUGGACCAGAUGGACCAGGUGACCCAGCAGUUUGGUUCAGUCAACAUACAGAGCCCUGAACAAGCGGCUGGAGACGAGCACGACAAUAAUGAAUAUGUCACGGGCGGCUCAUCGUCGAGAGUAAAAUCCAAAUCAUCGAGGUCGCAUAGCAGUUCAUCAAAGUCGAAAUCGAAACCGUCCAAGUCCUCUGGUGGGAAAGGCAAGGCACCCGCUCAGGAAGCCAUUGACGAGGUUGAUGAACACGGUUAUGAAAAUCGUCAUAGUCAACGGAGACCAUCUGCAUCUACAACCACUCAACAAACAGAACAAACCUAUUACGACCCGAAUACUGGCCAGUAUUACAUGUUAUCACAAGCUACUCAAGGAGAUUCUACAUCGAACCAGCCCUAUCCAAGUGGCUCAGCCGAGGGGGAAGACCCGGAGCUUCAGGCAGCCCUUGCUCAAAGUCGACAGUAUUCGCGCGAUCAAUACCGAGGUGGCGAGUCGUCAUCUGCUGCGUACACUCCCUAUGCUCAAGACGAGGAAGAGGAUCCCGGGCCAGCUGUGGCCUCCACCAACCAAGAGCACAUUGUAGGCACUGGCGGCGAAACAGAGACUCUAGAUCCACGUUAUCGUGUUGCACAGUCUCACAUGUUCCAACCCGGCGAGGUCUUCAAAGUCCUCUGGCCGGAGCCAGCAGGAGGAGGCAGUGUAGUUGAAGAAACGGUAUAUCGUGACCGGUACGGCGGUCAAAUAUUUGUUCAUUUCCGUCGGUUCAUCGUAGUCGCAAACGAUCGUGGCCACUGCACUUGCAUACCUAUCUCUACCUAUGGUAAAAAAGGCUGUAAAAAGAGUGGCGUCAAGGCUGAGCAACAUGGAAUUGUUGUUGAGAGUAGCAAUCGAAACCCUACCGCCCUACCUGGCGAGCCAGAGCUUGGAUAUCCUCCUGUUCGUGUGCACAUCCACGAGCCGGAUGAGCGAAUCGCAAAAGAGUCCCGAGUUAAUUACUCAAAACUCACGACGGUGGAACAUAAUGUCAAAGUGCUCUUCAUCGGUCGAGUGGUGACCUCAGAUUGGGAUACUGUCACCGAAGCGGUCAACGCUAGCUGGGCAAAGAAGACGCAUGUGCCUGUGAGCAGCCAGCUUCUCUGGCAUGCACCUGCGAAACUUGUCUCGGCAGCUUCGCAAUCUCGAGACAGAUACGGUAUAGGUUAUGCUCAGCUUUCCAAACAUGCUGCCUGA